Molecule: messenger RNA, 840 nt
Organism: Echinococcus granulosus
Lineage: Eukaryota; Metazoa; Platyhelminthes; Cestoda; Cyclophyllidea; Taeniidae
Product: Voltage-dependent anion-selective channel
Exons: 5
Coding region: 1-840 (279 amino acids)
Biological process (GO): monoatomic anion transmembrane transport
Cellular component (GO): mitochondrial outer membrane
Molecular function (GO): voltage-gated monoatomic anion channel activity
Source: RefSeq, a predicted model, not a curated record
AUGCCUCCUUCGUUUACAGACAUUGGUAAAUCUGCCCGCGAUCUCCUCCGAAAGAACUUUGAUCUUGGAAUUCGUUUCUUCUCCUUUAAGGGUAAAAAUGAUAACCUUGAGUUCCUUGGUCGAGUUGAUAAUGCAUUCCGAGUCGGAAAGUUGUUGGGAACAUUCGAGUCAGAGUACAAUCUGAAGGAGUAUGGUCUAACACUCAAGGAGAAGUGGUCUUCAAAGGGCCUCAUGUCUGCUGAUGUAUCUGUCGAUGGUCAAAUCAUGGAUGGCCUUUGCAAUACCCUAAAAACUGAGUACAACAUGGAGUCGGGAUACAAUCGUGUUUCUCUCAAAUCGGUGUACAAGAAAGAAUACAUCAAUGGGCAGGUGGAUUUCCAAUUUCGAAGUCCCCUACCGGAUGUAGUACAAUCAUUGGUUGUUGGACAUCAAGACUAUUUGGUCGGUGCUGACCUGCAUUAUGACGCCUUCCAGAAGGAAUUGAGACGCGUUGAUUUCGCGUUCGCCUACUCCGUGAAAGAUUUUGGUUUCCAUGGAAUUGUUACAAACUGGGCACGCACCUUUACUACUGGGGUAUAUCAGCGGCUCACUGAUCGACUCGAAUACGCUGCUGAAGUCACGUGGAACCGUGAUGUUCCGGCUCACAACUGGGCCAUAGCCUGUCAGUUCGCAACCGACUCGGACCAAAAGCACAUCCUCAAGGUUAAAUUGGACAGCCUACAGCGUAUCUCCGUCUCCUUAAAGAAUCGGAUUUAUGACGGAAUCACUACAGCCGUCUGUGCCAUGAUUAAUGAUGUCGAAGAAACCCAAAUUGGUUUUGGUGUUGAAAUUGAACGAUGA